AGCCUGACCCCAUGGCCCGCCCUGUAAACGCCGGCCUCUAGCCACUUCCUCCUCCUUCUCCGCCUCUUCCCAUCUCUUCUGCGCCUGCGCGACCGGAAAAUUCGCGAAGGUUCCUGAAGCGGAACCGGCCGUUUCCGGAAGCCGGCAGCCGCCCUAGUCGUGGAGCCGGUUCUGCUGACCUGAGGGUUGCAGACGCACUCCCUUGCAGUUCCGGGCGUUUGGGUUUCGCCUGCAGCGCUGAGAAAGGAUUAUGGCCUUGCUGUGCUACAACCGCGGCUGCGGCCAGCGCUUCGAUCCCGAGACCAAUUCCGAUGAUGCCUGCACAUACCACCCAGGUGUUCCAGUCUUUCAUGAUGCGCUAAAGGGUUGGUCUUGCUGUAAGAGAAGAACAACUGAUUUUUCUGAUUUCUUAAGCAUUGUAGGCUGCACAAAAGGUAGGCAUAAUAAUGAGAAGCCACCUGAGCCAGUCAAGCCUGAAGUCAAGACUACAGAGAAGAAAGAACUAUCUGAAUUGAAACCCAGAUUUCAAGAGCACAUCAUUCAAGCCCCUAAACCAGUGGAAGCAAUAAAAAGACCAAGCCCAGAUGAACCAAUGACAAAUUUGGAAUUAAAAAUAUCUGCCUCCUUAAAACAAGCACUUGAUAAGCUUAAAUUAUCAUCAGGAAAUGAGGAAGAGAAGAAAGAAGAAGACGGCGAUGAAAUUAAGAUAGGAACCUCAUGUAAAAAUGGAGGCUGUUCAAAGACAUACCAGGGUCAACAGAGUCUGGAAGAAGUCUGUGUAUAUCAUUCUGGAGUACCUAUUUUUCAUGAAGGGAUGAAAUACUGGAGCUGUUGUAGAAGAAAAACCUCUGACUUUAAUACAUUCUUAGCCCAAGAAGGCUGCACAACAGGAAAACACAUGUGGACUAAAAAGGAUGAUGGUAAAAAAGUUGUUCCAUGUAGACACGACUGGCAUCAGACGGGAGGUGAAGUUACCAUUUCAAUAUAUGCCAAAAAUUCACUUCCAGAACUUAGUCGAGUAGAAGCAAAUAGUACAUUAUUAAGUGUACACAUUGUAUUUGAAAGAGAGAAGGAAUUUCAUCAAAAUGUGAAAUUGUGGGGUGUAAUUGAUGUAAAGCGAAGUUAUGUAACUAUGACUGCAACAAAGAUUGAGAUCGUCAUGAGAAAAGCUGAACCUAUGCAGUGGGCGAGCCUUGAACUACCUGUGACCAGAAGUCCUGAAAAGCAGAAAGAUGCUACAGAUUGAGUGGGGAGUUGGGGGAAAUUUGUUAAUGUGGUGAAGUGAUGGCUUGCUGCUGUAAUGUUAUUAUUGUUGUUACUGUUGAAUCUUGGCAUUUCAGGGUCAACAUUAGGUUUUUAAAAGCCAAAGUCGGUUUAUUAUGUUUUUAUGCCUCCCAUCUUUCUUUUCAGUUGCUUAAGACUGAUUACUCAUUUCUCCUACUGAUAGUGAUAGAACUGUAGCUAUGUCCUACCUAUACUUGAAGCUAAAGUGUAGAUCAUAAGCAUAUUUGCAUUGUUUCUUAGUAUAAUGUUCUAAUAAUUUGAAAAAGAUUAGUGAACUUUUUUCAUCUAUUAUUCCAUAAUUAGCAAAGCAAAACAAAAUAUCAAAAUCUUAAUGAGUUUUUUCACAGAUUUGUGUUCUUAUAAUACUUGAAUAUCCUUUCAGAAGAGAGAAAUCCAAGAUUGUUUUUGUAUGUGAGAGUUCCUUUUUUGUAAGAAGAGCAAUCCUCAGAUAGUGCAGUAAGUCAAGGGAAAUGUAAGUAUUAAUAAGUUGGAACUUGUUUACAGUUAGUGGAACUGAAAAAUUAGAAUCUAUACUUGUCAAGCAAUAUGAUGUAAAAGUAUAAAAAAUAUAAUUAAGAGUAUAGAGCUAUCAAUUUGGUUCAAAUUCUAAAUGGCUAAAUAAUGUGAAAAAUGCUUUUCCUGAUUAUUCAUUGGAUUGGAUAGUGUUGUCACUAAAUUGUGCCUGCUUUAUAGCUAUACCCACUGACAACCUUUAAUUAGUUAUGUGUAAGAAGGAGUUAUACAUUUGGUCUACCUGAUCCAGCACUGUAUCUGUGAAGUUUUAAAGUUAGGGAGUCAGAAAACUCAGUAUAUGAACAUUGCUUCCUGAGAACUAUCACAUAUUAAAUAAAUAAAGUAGCUCAAUUCCUUUGGAGUUUU
Molecule: messenger RNA, 2163 nt
Organism: Ochotona princeps (American pika)
Lineage: Eukaryota; Metazoa; Chordata; Mammalia; Lagomorpha; Ochotonidae
Gene: CHORDC1
Product: cysteine and histidine rich domain containing 1
Exons: 11
Coding region: 251-1246 (331 amino acids)
Biological process (GO): centrosome duplication
Molecular function (GO): zinc ion binding
Source: RefSeq, a predicted model, not a curated record